Messenger RNA from Triticum aestivum (bread wheat), 609 nucleotides. RefSeq names its product receptor-like protein 34. The coding region runs from base 1 to 609 and encodes 202 amino acids. The record is from RefSeq and is a predicted model, not a curated record. Gene Ontology annotation, molecular function: protein binding. Lineage: Eukaryota; Viridiplantae; Streptophyta; Magnoliopsida; Poales; Poaceae. The transcript has a single exon.
AUGAGUUCCAUUGUCAGCAAGGAAAAAAUAAGACGACAUCAUAACAAGCUUGUGGGUCGCAUCCCUCCCGAGCUCGGCGAAAAGCUCAUGUCCCUGACUGCAAACUUCCUCAAGGAGAACAGCUUCACAGGGCCCAUACCGGCAUCACUGGCCAACAUGUCCUAUCUACAAUUCCUUGAUCUCUCCUAUAACCGGCUCGUGGGCUCAAUCGCACCAGGGAUUGGCAACAUCCAGAACGUGCAAGUAUUAAUACUGUCCACAAACAACCUCUCUGGUAUGCUUCCACCUUCUUUCUACAACUUGUCGUCACUGUCUCUUUGGGUCGGGCUCAGUAUGAUGUACGGAAGCAUUCCAACUGAUAUCGGAAGUAACUUCCCCAAGAUGAAAGGUCUUGGCUUGGGUAGAAAUCACUUCACGGGAACAAUCCCUUCCUCAAUAUCUAAUCUAUCGUUCCUAGUAGAUCUUUACCUGCGGGAGAAUAGGUUUAGUGGCUAUGUGCCUCCCUCUUUGGGAAGGCUAGGAGCUCUCCAAUAUCUAAACUUGGCUGACAAUGAGCUUGAAGCGAAUGACAACAAUGGGUGGGAAUUUAUCACUUCUAUGGCAAACUAG